Molecule: messenger RNA, 417 nt
Organism: Lactuca virosa
Lineage: Eukaryota; Viridiplantae; Streptophyta; Magnoliopsida; Asterales; Asteraceae
Source: the annotation of a GenBank genome assembly
AUGCCUCCAUACUAUGUUGAGUAUCUUGUAGGAAAUGGGAUCUCUGAUAUGCAAGGAGAAAUACCACAUGACACUAGUGAAAUACCACAUGACACUAGUGGAAUCGGAUGCAGUUUUACAUCUGAAGGAUUUUUUCUUAGCAUGGAAGCCCAUCAGGUUAGACAAUCAAGGCGUCAACAUGAAGAAAUAUUGGAAAACAAUUUCAGAAAUACACAACAUCAAAUAUGCUAUCAGAAGCAAGGGACAGAAGAAGGGCUAGAUACUGCUGCUCAACACAAGCCAAACAUGUCAGGCAUCACCACAUCAUCCAGUACAUAUAUGAGACAGAAGGCCACUGAUGCAGAUCGUUUGACAAAUUCAUACUUGACAGGAGAAAUUCUCAAUAGACAGAUUCUUGAGUCGCUGGUUCAUAAUUGA